AUGGCAGAGAGAAUGUCCAUUCUUAAUGAAACCCAGUUCCAUCCUUCUUUGUUCCUCCUCUUGGGUAUCCCAGGGCUGGAAGAUAUGCACAUCUGGAUUGGAUUCCCCUUUUUCUUUGUGUAUCUUGUGGCACUCCUGGGGAAUGCUACUGUUCUGUUUGUGAUCCAGACUGAGCAUAGUCUCCACGGGCCCAUGUACUACUUCCUGGUCAUGCUGGACUCCAUUGACCUGGGCUUAUCCACAGCCACCAUCCCCAAAAUGCUGGGAAUCUUCUGGUUCAGCCUCAGGGACAUAUCUUUUGAAAGCUGCCUUUCCCAGAUGUUCUUCAUCCACUUCUUCACCGCCAUGGAGAGCAUUGUGUUGGUGGCCAUGGCCUUUGAUCGCUACAUUGCCAUUUGUAAGCCCCUUCGGUACACCAUGAUCCUCACCAGCAAAAUCAUCAGCAUCAUUGCAGGCAUCGCUAUUCUGCGGAGCUUAUGCAUGGUGGCUCCAUUGGUGUUUCUCCUCCUGAGGUUGCCCUUCUGUAGGCACCAUAUCAUCCCUCAUACCUACUGUGAGCACAUGGGCAUUGCCCGUCUGGCCUGUGCUAGCAUCAAACUCAACAUAAUAUUUGGUCUUGGGGAUAUGUCUAUUUUAUUAUUGGAUGUGCUUCUUAUUACUCUUUCUUAUGUCAGGAUCCUCUAUACUGUCUUCUGUCUGCCCUCCUGGGAAGCCCGGUUCAAAGCUCUCAAUACAUGUGGCUCCCAUAUUGGUGUUAUUUUAGCCUUUUUCACACCAGCAUUUUUCUCUUUCUUAACACAUCGUUUUGGCCACAACAUCCCCCCAUAUAUCCACAUCCUCUUAGCCAAUCUAUACGUGGUCGUUCCACCAGCCCUCAAUCCUAUAAUCUAUGGGGUUAGGACCAAGCAGAUUAGGGAGCGAGUUUUAGGGAUUCUUUUUUUAAAAAAAGAUGGUUAA
Diceros bicornis minor is the source of this 957-nucleotide messenger RNA. RefSeq names its product olfactory receptor 52E8-like. Lineage: Eukaryota; Metazoa; Chordata; Mammalia; Perissodactyla; Rhinocerotidae. The record is from RefSeq and is a predicted model, not a curated record. Bases 1 to 957 code for a protein of 318 amino acids. Gene Ontology annotation, cellular component: membrane. The transcript has a single exon. Gene Ontology annotation, biological process: G protein-coupled receptor signaling pathway. Gene Ontology annotation, molecular function: G protein-coupled receptor activity; olfactory receptor activity.